GAAAGGAUUUAAGAUUGGCUAUUUAUAAUUACAAGCAAUCUCGUCCAACCUGUUUAUUCUGUGCCGAGUCAAUAGGUUGUGAUAAGGAUAAGCUUGUGUCCGACCGAUAGCUUAUUAUUGCAGAGUUUUUGUUAUCAAACAGAUAGUGAAUGUUGUAAGGACUCGAUAACAUAUCAACGACCGCACUUAGUCAGCCCACAACGCCUGAUUUAGUUACAAAUAUAUUACAAGAACUACGCUUGUGUACAGAAGUUUCUAGCUUAUUUGUGUGUCGAAAUUAGGAGGAAGUUCUCUCGACGUCUGCUUUCAAUCAACUUUUAUUUUGGUAAGGUGUUCCGUGCCACUGGACUGGUGAUUUUUUGCAAUACACUCUCGUUUCACAGUCACACCUGCAUGAACGCUUGCGUCACAACUCGGCACUUAACUAAUGCAUGCCGUUGAUUCCGACACCGCUGUCUACUAACACGCUAUGGCGAACCCCAACCACGACAAGCGCUUCUAUCAGCUGACACUGGCCAUACAGAAAGCUAUAAAUGCUAUCGAGACUCCGGUGAAAGAGAAACAUGUCCGCAGCACACUCAUCGGUACCUUCCAAGAGCAGAGCGCCAUCACGUUUUGGAUGGUGGCCGUCCGUCUUCCACUUCAGGAGAACCGCAUCGUGGCAUGGAAGUUCUGUCACGUGACACACAAGCUGCUGCGCGAGGGGCACCCCGCCUGCCUCGACGACUCGCAGCGGCACAUCGGCAUGAUCGAGAACUUGGGCAAGCUAUGGGUACACUUACGGGAAGGCUACGGCAAGUUGGUCCACCUGUACUGCAACCUCCUUGUGUGCAAGUUGAAGUUCCAUGCGCGCAACCCUCGCUUCCCCGGCAACAUGCAGCUCACGGCCGAAGAACUUGAUGCCAUCGCGGAAAAUGAUGUCAAUAACUAUUUCCAGCUAUGCGUGGAAUUAUUUGACUACAUGGAAGAAAUCCUCAACUUACAAGCAUCAGUGUUCGACAGCCUGGGCAACGCGCGCGCCAACUCGAUGACGGCGAGCGGGCAGUGCCGGCUGGCGGCGCUCAUCCCGUGCGCGCAGGACGCCUCGCAGAUCUACGACUGUAACGUGCGCCUGCUGUUCCGGCUGCACGCCUCGCUGCCCGCGGACACGCUGGCCGGACAUCGCGAGAGAUUCCGACAACAGUUUAAAAAGCUGAGCUCGUUCUACAAACACGCGAGCAGUCUCCAGUACUACAGGAACCUGUUGACGCUGCCGGUGCUGCCUUCCAACCCACCCAACUUCUUGCAACAGAGCGAUUUCGGCACUUACGUAACUCCAGUGGUAUCCAUACCGGAGCAGCCGCCUGACGAAGUUGACUCCGUCGCAUCUCUCAUCGACACUUCGGAUACUAUCAGCCAGGCACCAUCUGACCAUAUGGAGGAGCUGGAGGCCCGACCCACGCCCUCCCCGCAGCCAGAUCCCGUUGUGGAGCGAGACCGGCUUAUUGACCACCUACAGAACGAACUUAGAAGAAUGAGGGCAGAAGUAUCGCAGCUAGUUCAAGAACGGAAUAAUGUUUUAGGAUCCAUGAGAGAACAUAGCUCACGGCUGGAAUCGCAACUUCAGAACGCCAGGCUAGAAUUAGAAGAGGAGAAAUCGAAAGCGGAAAUGUUAAUGAUACAAACGCCUGAAAUUAAACAAAAACUCAACGAAACGGAAGAGAAAGCGAAAUUAACAGACGAAAAAUUCCAGAAGCUAAAAGGAGCAUAUACUCAACUGAGAGAAGAACACAUCACGCUAAUUAGACAGAAAGCAGAAGUGGAUAAAUUGUCAGCAAACCUGAGAGCGGCCGCCGCGCAACACGAAAGCGCUAAAGUAGCGCUACAGCAACAACUAAACGAUAGGAUGAAAGAUGUCGAACUGCUUCAACAAAGCGCUUCAGCAAGCGAAGAGGUUGAAGCUUACAAAUCACAGGUGACAAGUCUACGCGCCGACCUCGAACAAUCCAGACAAAAAGAACUCGAACUAGAAACACUCAGAGCUUCCAUGGAGGCCUUAGAAAUAGAACACAAAACAGCAACAAAAGAACAGGAAGAAAAACUAACGACAAUAACCAACGAACUGAAAGAAACCACAGAAACAUUAGACAGAAUCAAACAAGAGAAGGAAGAAAGAGAAGUAGAGCUGACAAGAGUUAAAGAGGAGUUGGUAGGGCUUCGAGAGAAGAGUGGGGAUGAGUACAAAAAGGUAGUAGAAGAACGUGAGGCAGCUUUAAAACAGGUAGCCGAGUUGCAACAACAACAUGCUCAAGAAAAAGAGGAAGUAACAAAACUAAACAAUUUCGUAAGUGAAUUACAAUCAGAAAUUGAUGGGUUACAACAUAAGCUUACGAUUACCGAAACUGACUAUACAGCUCAGAACCAGAAAAUGAGAGACGAAUUAGUCACUAAAAACCAAGAGCUUGAUGAUCAACUUAAAUCUAAAGAAACUGAAAUUAAAGAGGCUUUAGAUAAACUAGAAGAACUACAAAUCCAGUUACAAAAUUCUAACACUGAUCACGAAACCAAAAUAAAUGAUAAUGAGACUGAGAUUUCUAAUCUACAAGCAAAGAUUGAAGAACUAAUAGCAAGCAAAGAUACUAAUGAAGCUCUGAUAGCAGAGCUAACGGAUGAGAAAAAUAACUUAAACGUACAACUGACAGAAGUCUUAGCAGAAAAACAAAAGAUAGAAGACAAUUUAACUGAAAAGUUGACAGAAAUAUUAAACCUGGAAAAUAACUUAAAAGAUCUAGAAACUUCUAAAGACCAAGAGCUCCUGCAAUUAAAAGAAGAAUUACAGAAAGCAAUUGAUGAAAAAAAUAAUGAAUUAACCAAUUUGAAUAAGAUCGUAGAAGAAAGAUCUGAAUUUGGUGAUAAACAGAAGUUCGAAAGCGAAACAUUGUCCAAAAAUGUAAUAGAACUUCAGGCUAUCAUUGAUGAAAGAAACAAACAAUUACAAGAACAAAAGCUCUCUUACGAAGACCGCCUGAAAGACAGUAACUGUGAGCUGACAAUUCUAAAAGAUAAACUACAAAUUCUCACGGAAUCUAAAGACGAAAUCAUCGAAAAUUUAAAAAGCAUGAUAUCUGAAAAAGAUAGACAAGUUAUUACAUUAAAUGUUGAAGUUACUCAACUGGCUGACGAGAAUACAAGGCUUAAGGAUGAGUUAUCCGAAACGCAAGCGCAGUUGGAAAUAGGUAGCGAUGAACUGUUCACCAUGAAGGAUGAACACGAAACAUUCGUCGACAGAAACGAAAGGAAUAUAGCUAUGAAAAACAAAGAAUUAAGAGAGCUACAUGACAAAAUCAAUGAACUUACUAAACUCAAAGAAGAAUUGCAGCAAGACAAUGAAAAACUUAUUAACGAACUAAAUUCAGAAAAAGAGGUAUUACAAAGUAAACACUUGCAAGUAAAAGAAGCACUCGAUAAUUUAACUAAGAUCUAUGAUCAGUUGAAAUCAGAGAAGGAAUCUUUGACCACUCAACUGACCAAUGAUAUCAACGAAUUGAAAUUACAAUUUGAGCAAUAUAAAAACGAAAAGGAAAGUGAGAUUGCUGAAUUAAGUGCAUCAAAACAAAAUCAAGAAACUACUAUGAACGAACGUAUUAUUCAAAAGGAUGAGGCUAUUAGCGAGGCUGAGACAGUUAUACAGAAGUUGAAGGAUGAAUUAGAGGAGUUUAAACAACUGAAAUCGAAAGAGAAAGAAGAUAUCGAUGCCCAUAUAUCUGAGAGAGAACGAGAGAAACAGUUAUUGGAGACUAGGCUAGAACACACGGAGAGUAAGAGAUUGAAUGCGGAGUGUGAAUUACAGGAUUUGUUGCAACACAAUACUGUGCUCGAGGCUGAUUUAGCGACUGUCAAGAUACAGUUGGAAGAGGCGCAGAAGGCCUUGCAGAAGCAAACAGCUCGCCUGGUGACUGUAGCCGGCGAGGCGGCAUACGAGGUCGCGAACGGUGCGCUCGCGUCCAUCGAACACGUCAACUCGCACGACACAGUCAGCGCUACUGCUGAUCUAGCUGCUAAAGCGCUGGAGGAACUGGCCAGGCUUAGUGAUGUGUCUGGCAACGAGGAGUCGGUAGCUCGGUCAGUGAUAUUCGCCGCGCACAACACCGCGCAGCUUUCGGCGUACGUUUCCGACGUGGCCAAUGUAUCUACAGAUAUAACCCUUUCGGAGAAACUAAACAACGAAUGCCGCUCAAUGCUUACCGCCACAAAGGACUGCCUGGAAUCCGUCAAAAGCGGUGCGGUGGUCGGCUCCCACUGUUCUGAAGUACGGAGCAGGAUCCGCAGCUUGAUGACAGCCGCUGUGGCCGCCGAGCGGCUGAAUAGUGGGUCUACCAGUGUGGACGACGAACUGGCUGAUAUGGAUCGAGCUAUAGAGGAAGCUGCAUCGCAGAUUGAGGGUAUGUUAGCAGCCACCCGUGCUGGCGACUCGGGGGUCAAACUAGAAGUGAACGGCAAAAUCCUGGAUGCGUGCACAACACUCAUGGGAGCCGUCAAGAUCCUGGUACAGGAUGCCAGGAAACUGCAGAACGAGCUCGGAGAUCCAAAGACCAGGCAAAAGAUGUAUAGGAAGAACCCUCAGUGGUCUGAGGGGCUCAUCUCCGCGUCUAAAGCUGUUGUGUUUGCUGCUAAACUGCUAGUGACCUCAGCGGACGAGGCUGUUGGCUCAGAGGGGGCUUCGGGAGCUGUGGAGGGCGUGUCGGCGGCGGCGCACGAGGUGGCGGGCAGCGCGGCGCAGCUGGUGGCGGCGUCGCACGCGCGCGCGCCGCCCGCGUCGCCCGCGCUGGCCAGGCUCACGGCCGCGCGCCGCGCCGUGGCCGCCGCCACCGCCGCGCUCGUCGCCGCCGUCAAGGCCGGCUCCACGCUCGUGCUGGAGCAAGAAGCGCUAGACACGUCAUCACUGUCGUUAACGGCGACCAGAAGACUUGAGAUGGAGAGCAAAGUACGCUCGCUCAAGCUCGAGACCGCGUUAGAUGCAGAGCGCGCCCGACUCGCCGCGCUGCGCAAGCGACACUACCAACUGGCACAGCUAGAGGAGAAUGGAAACAUGGAAAACGGAAAAGAUUGAACGUACAGAGAAAUAUCAAAUGUGAAGUAAUUAACCGAUAUGACAAUCUGUUGCACACACGAUAAGCUUGUGAUCAGUUGCUUGUGUUAUUUUCAGUUUUGAAAACAAUUGUACUCGCAUUUUUAUACCAUUUAAUAUACCACGAUUUUUUUAUUGUCAUGCUUGCCAAAUGCUCAGUUUACUAUUGUGAAACAGAAACAGUUAAUACAGUAUACAUUCUGCAUUGCUAUACAGCGUUGUACUACAAGUAUUUUUAAGUAUCUACUAAUCCAAUUAGGCACUUGUAAGCUAAAUUAUGUUGCUUGUGUAAUUGUAUUACGGUCUGACAGAGCUGUUACAUACGUAGUUUACAACGUACAUGUACCAACCAAAGGUGAUCGAUGCUGUAUGCUGAGUCACAAUAUCGAUUAACCUUGGAUCUGCAGCGUAGUGUGACGGAGAUAACGGUGCGGUUUAUAUUAGACUGAUUUAAGUAACCCACUGUAAUAGAUCAGUUAAGAUAACGAUCAAUUAAUAUCGACGUUUGCGAGCCGCACGUCAGCGUUGUACAUGUAGGUAUGGCAGCAUCGGACGCGCGUCGCCAGGCCCGACAAGCCUCUAAACUGGUCGAUCCCCACGAUUGACGAGCAUGAUCACGAGACCAUGAGCUUUAAGCAAAGAGACUAAGGUAAGAAUUGUGAAUUGUCUACGUACCUUUAUAUAUAGAUAUUUUAUAAUUACUAAUAAACUAGUUAUACAUGUUAUGACGCGGAAUUGUUGUAACUUAGCAGUCAUAAUCACUCCCCAAUACAAUCUGUAGGUUUAGGUGUAUUUCGUGUGAUCACUACUUGAAAUCCCUUUGGAUGUCACUAAUAUUAGUCUAAGUGUAACUAUUUGAUUUAUAUAAAUUUUAUUAUACUAUUAAAUCAAUUCAAACAAAUAGAUCGUCUGUCACGCUCGUUUGUAUUAUUUAUUCCUUAUAACAUUUACUAAUAUACUUACAUGUGUAAAAUUA
Trichoplusia ni (cabbage looper) is the source of this 6083-nucleotide messenger RNA. RefSeq names its product huntington interacting protein related 1 (gene Hip1). Lineage: Eukaryota; Metazoa; Arthropoda; Insecta; Lepidoptera; Noctuidae. Gene Ontology annotation, cellular component: actin cortical patch; clathrin-coated vesicle. Gene Ontology annotation, molecular function: clathrin-cargo adaptor activity; phosphatidylinositol-3,4-bisphosphate binding; phosphatidylinositol-3,5-bisphosphate binding. The coding region runs from base 470 to 5089 and encodes 1539 amino acids. Gene Ontology annotation, biological process: clathrin coat assembly; endocytosis; actin filament organization. The record is from RefSeq and is a predicted model, not a curated record. The transcript is spliced from 26 exons.